Messenger RNA from Chrysemys picta bellii (western painted turtle), 16160 nucleotides. RefSeq lists its product as uncharacterized. NCBI's taxonomy places the organism in Eukaryota, Metazoa, Chordata, Testudines, Emydidae. The record is from RefSeq and is a predicted model, not a curated record.
ACAGGAUCCUGGGCUCAUUCAACGAGAGGCUGCCCAGAGUGAUGGGCACCCUGUGUACAAACCCACAGGAGCAGGGUAACUCCACAAACAGUAAUGGCAGGGGCAAAAUGAGUUAAAGGAAGAGCCCCUCGGAGCUACCGAGUGCACUGCAGAUAAUCUGUUGUUUCCUCCACUGCCAUGCUCCAUACCCGGGCACUCUCUAGUUCUUCCUGAGAAAUAUGGGCUAGAUCCUUUGUGUCUGCUCCGCCUUUGUAAGAGCCCCUGGAUUUUGUGAGAGCUGGGGAAGGAAUGGUUGUGAACUCAACGCGAACAAGUGGAUUACAGCAUCCAGCUAUGCAAAUAGCUUCAGCGCACAGCACAUUUUGCUGAGCAUUAAUUGCUACACCAGGACUGUUGCGUAGCAACAGCAGCAUUUGUACAGCUGACAACUACUGCCCCUGAAUGGCUCUGCCACCCUCAGUGACACAUUGGAAAGAAGGGGGCUGUCCCCGGGAAAGCUAGUGGGUGCUAAGAGCCCCUGUGUCAGGCCAGGGACUCGACGAGGGCUACCCAGUGUACACGUGAAAUUGUGUUCGCAGCAGUGGAACUGGAGCCGCGUGUGUGGCUGGGACAUAGGGCGAGGCAGGGAUUGAGGUGGUGCAGACCAGUAACCUAGUGGAGUAUGCGCGAGAAGGGGUCAUUACAAUAUCUAGUUACAGCUCAGCAUGAGUGGCUUCAAAGCUGGAAUGACUGGCAGCAAGGACCUGCGCAUCACAGGUACUGCUGUCACUUUCUGAGCUGAGACUAGUAAUCCUAGUGCUGGGGCAGUCCUGCCCCCACGGAGUAAAUCUCUCUGAAGAUCCCCUUGUUGAGUUCCUGACCAGCUGGCUGGGGCCUGUCCCCAAACAUAGGUGAUCCUCACAGAUCCACAUGAAGCUCCCGUGUUCCCAGCAGAUACUCAGUCCCCCUGUACGCUGGUAGCAGAACUGCGUUAGCAGGGACUCUCCCUGGCCAUAGCUUCUCCGCCCUGAAAGGGGGAUAGAUUCUUUGUUUCAGAGUAGCAGCCGUGUUAGUCUGUAUCCGCAAAAAGAACAGGAGUACUUGUGGCACCUUAGAGACUAACAAAUGUAUUAGAGCAUAAGCUUUCGUGGGCUACAGCCCCCUGAGCUCCAUCCUCAGGGAAAGGGACAAGUGGGGAAAGAGACUGGAAAGAAGGUCAUAGAGGUCAAGGACAACAGGAACCAUUAGAUCAUCUAAUCUGACCUCCUGUAUAACACAGGCCAUUAUAGUCCGCCUCCUUCCCCUUGUGUUAAGCCCAUUAACUUGUUGGGCUAGUGCAUGUCUUCCAGAGAGUCAUCAGUCUGGGUCUGAAGCCACCAAGAGGUGGAGAAUCUGCCACUUCCCUCGGGAGUUCAUUCCACUGUUCAAAAUGUGGAUUCUUAAUUGUGCUGGGCUCCAGCUUCCAGCCUCUGUCUCUUGUUCUGCCUUUCUCUGCUAGAUGAAAGAGCCCUCGAAUACCCCCAGGACGGUAUUUAUACACCCCUCCCUCUUCUUUUUUAUAAACUAAGCAGGUGAAUGAUUUCUAGGCAGUAAUCUACAUCAUCUGUAGGGACACUGCCUAAAGGACACUGGGUGCCUUAAUGAGCCCCCCAAACACUAUUUAUCCCAAAGCGGCCCACAUGCCCAGUUGUUCCUUGCACCAUCACGGUUCACAGUACUGCCAAAACAGAGACAAAUUGAUGAGGAAUGCUACUGAGAGCCGCUGUCCCCAGUAGACCUGAGAAUGGAAGCAAGUAGCAGCCUGCAACUCAUCUGCACCAUAACACCUAUAACCCUACACUCAGCACUGAAAACUAGAGGGGAACCCAAACGCCCAAGCGAUCCUGAUAGAUGUGCUCUGAGGAAGAGAAGAAUGUUACUGCAGUGAGGAUACAGCGGAGACAAUAGCAAUAGAUCCUAACAAUCAGCCGAAGUCUCCCCUGGAAAAGUUUAUGGUCAGACUGUGUACACAUCACCAGAAGCAAUUCAUUCGUGUGCUAAACGACAUAUACACGGAAGCACAGCCAGGCUGCGAGGGCCGGCCGUUACCUGAAUCUGAAAACAUGGAUGCAGCCACUUGCAGCUCUGGUUGUAGCCAGCAAAGCACUGAAAAUUGGAAGAAGUCUGCUCCCUGUUCUGAAUUGAAGCCCCUAACUUCCUCAGACUCAGACAGAGACCCAGUGGGUCUUCAUAGCCCUCUGCGUGCUGCAGGACAACCCUUGGAGCAUCAUGCAGAGGUGAAAUCCAUGGACAGGAUGGAGAAUUUCAGUACUGCUUUCAAAAGAGACUUCUCUGAACUCUCCAUUACUAGAAGUAGUUCUGUUAGUCCAAAGGAUAGUUCCACCCAAGGAUACCUCACCACUUCGAACUCUUCCUUACUCCACUUCCAUCCUGGCACCAGGAGCCCGGAAGGACAAACCACUGGACAGGAGCAAGAGGCUGGUGUCAGAAAGUGUGAGGAUGACAAAGACCAGAUCCAAGGCAAGACCUUAGCAGACAGCUACAUUGCUGUAAAAGUGGCCCAUGUGAACGGCAGUGAGGACAGCUCAGACAGCUGCCUGGGGUCUCAGAAGAACUCUUUCAAAGCUUUACCAGAAGAGGGUUGGGAUUCAGGGUUUCCAGUGAACUCGCCUAGAAGAGCUGACAAAGAGAACGCUUUACAGUGCAGCUCCAAAGCAUCUUUGCACCAGGAUUUAGAAACAAACGAAGAAGAUGCAAGACCAAAGCAAGAAAACCAUCUCCAUGCCCUGGGAAAGACUAAGGGGGGCUACCACACCCAUCCUGGCGACAAGAAUCCAUGUGAGCAUUCCAAAGACGGAUGGGUGGCCUCUGCGCCAGUGCCAGUGAUACACAAAGCCUCCAGUGGGCGCUCAAGAGCGAAGACAGGGUCCUCAUCCGUCAAAACAGCUCGGAAGAAUAAACGGGCAUCGGGACUGAGAAUAAAUGACUAUGACAACCAGUGUGACGUUGUCUAUAUCAGCCAGCCAAUAACUGAAUGCCACCUGGAGAGCCAGCGGUCAGUGUCCCGGAGGACAGCUCGGAAGAGCACCCGCGGGUAUUAUUUCAACGGCGAGUGCUGUGAGCUGCCCACUGUCCGCACGCUGGUGAAAAGCUCCCGAGUGGGGGAGAGAGGAAACGGUCCAGCACGGAGGACGGAAGCAUUACUGAGCGCUAAGCAGAGCCCGGCGCUCUCUGGGGGCGAGCCUUCGGAGGCAGCCCAAGCUGUGGGGAAAGAGGCUGACAAAAGAGCGUCCCUCAGGCUCCUGUCCAAAGGGGCUCCCCCCAGCAGAGAAGCCAACGAGAGAGCAGAAAAGGAGCCCAGCGAGGGCGGCUUGCUGAAGUCAAGAGAAGCUGCUCGCACUGAGCCACUGCUGGCUCUGUCUGCUCCCCCCUGCCCUGACAAUGCACCAGAAGGCGGCUUGGCCACCAUGCAGCCUCUAGCCAUCGGCCCCUCUGCCGCUGAAGGAAGCGAGGAGAGGAUGUGCCAGCCGCUGGAAGAGGCAGAGGCAAAUGUUCUCCAGCAAGCUAGCAGCGGUGCUGACCUCGCUGGGGACUGUGGGCCCACAGAAGACAGCAGCAGGGAGGCUACAGAUUCGACAGCUCUUUCUCCACCAGAAGCUGCUAGUAGGGAGAAAGGUUCUCCAUGCUCAGAAAUACAAGCUGUUCCGGCGCCUCCUGCCGGCCUGGACCCAACUCCUCCUUUGCAGCUCCCCACCACCAUGGACCUAGUGCUUCCUACCAGUGCAGACCUGGUGCUCCAUGCAGAGCCUCCUGCCAGCAUGGACCCUGAGCCGCCUGCUGGAGUAGACCUGGAGCUGGCUGGGGCACUUCCUGGAGAGCCCCCAACUAGUACAGACCUCGAGCUUCCUGCCAUGACCCCUGCCAGCAUGGACCCGGAGACUCCCAUGCAGCCCCCUGCGAGUUUGGAGGCCGAGCCCCUUGCUAGCUUGCAGUCUGCCGAUGUGACCGAAAGCGUUCCUGCUGACCCAGAAGCUGACAUAAGGGAGGUGUGGGAAGGCCCACCUGAGCCAGGGGAGGCCAUGCCGACUCUCGCAGAACUCAGUGGAAUCUUGGCAGGCAAGACUGCCCCAGAGAGCAGCAGGCUGGGUGAGAGAGAGAACGGCGAUGGUGAAAUGCCACCAGGACCUGACACUUUAGAAACGGAUGGUAAAGGGACCGUCUUGUCCAAAGAAAACCCAGAGAAGAAGCAAAAGAAAGGCAGGAGAGCGCUCGUAGCAUCAGACCGGCGUCUCCGCAGCCAGCAAUCCCAGCCACCCACGGAAGGCAGUGCUGAAAAGUCUGGUUCUUCCACCUCUCUGCAGCUUCCCUGUCUUCAGAUUAAGCUUUCUAAAAGUCCCGGUGCAAAGCGGUUUAGGAGGGAGGUGCACCUUGAUGGAGCAGCAUCCGUGUGCUUCCCAAAGGAUUGCUUCCACAAAACACUGCUGAAGAACAUCCAGGGUCCAGGCACCGGGAGUGCCCUUGAGAGAGAGCCCGUGCAGCGGGGAGGAGACGAAAAUGGCAUUACUACUAGGCAAACCUAUAAAAGCAUGUUGGCAAAAGAGGGUGCAGCGGAGAGAGAAGGGUCAUCGAAAGAUGGCCCCCCUGCUAAAGCCAGCCAUAGUAAGUCAGGGGAGAUGCUUGAGAUCUGUGUAGAGGCUAAUUCUGAUAAGAGAAGUGUUCUCCUUCCUAGGGAAAGUGGAACAAGUGUACAGGACGCAGAGCAAUCGGAUGAGAAACCAGGUGAUGUGGAGAACCCAGACAAUGCUGUAGAUGCUGGAAAGGUACAGUAUAAAGAUCUGACUGAUUCGCCUACAGGUCCCAGUAGUAAAAGUGGAAGCAAACACGUCCCAUCCAAGUCUUGGAAGCAUAAAAAGUUGGCCCUCCCAGUUUACAACUUGAGACACACCCCUACACCUGUGGACACUGCAAAAAAGAAUCUUCCAGGGAAGGAAGUUCUGCAAGCCAAUCCAAACCAGAAGGAAGAACACAGUUCAGGGAACAAAGACACCAUAGAUUUGAAGGAGGUGGACACAGUGGCUGAGGACAAACCAAAGUUUGUGGAGUGGUGUGCUGAGGAAGAGAAUCAGGAACUUAUUGCUGACUUUAAUGCCCAGUAUAUGAAAGUUCAGAAAGGCUGGAUUCAGUUGGAAAAAGAAGCACAGCCAGCCCCCAAAGUAAAGAACAAAGCUGACAAGCUGAAGGAGAUUUGGAAAAGCAAGAAAAGAACCCGGAAAUGUAGAGCGUCUCUCGAAGUUCAGAAGCUUUCCCCUGUCCAGAUGCUGUUUAUGAAGGCCUUCAAGUUAUCCAACAUUUGCCGUUGGUUCUUGGAGACAACUGAAACCAGGUCACUAGUCAUUGUGAAGAAACUCAAUACCCGUCUCCCAGGAGAUGUCCCCCCCAUCAAGAUCCCUCUGCAGAAGUAUUGUUCUUCCAGCCUGUAUCCCAGCUCAGUGCAAGCUGAACGCUUGAAAAAACACCUCAAGAAAUUUGCUGCAACUACCCCUGCUAAAAAUAACUUGAAGAAUCAAAAGUUAUGGGCCAGGCUUCGGGAGAACGCCGACAGUACGGAGCCCGGGGAAGCCGCCAGUCCCAACCAGACGUCUCCUUGUGAGGCUAGCUCAGAAGAAGCUGGUGAAGACAGAAACAUGCAGCCCCCUCCAAGUCUGCCAACGCAGGCCAGCACUAGGAUUCUGCGGAAAUACUCCAAUCUGAGGGGCAAACUGCGAGCCCAGCACCGCCUGGCAAAGAAUGAAAGAAAGGGGGAGAGUGCAGCUGAUCAUCCCUCAGUGGAAAGUAAGCAGAGCCGGAAGAGCGUCUGCAUCAACCCGCUGAUGUCUCCAAAGCUGGCCUUGCAGGUCAAAGCCGAUGUGUUUCCUGCGAAGUCCGUGCGAGCGGAAGCAGCAGUGAAGGGAAGAAAAGGGAAAAGCAGGUCCCAGGAGGACUCCUUGCCCAGAGCUGACCCUCAGCCAGGCAGAAAGAAGAGAACACUGCGGGAGAGCAGCACUGUGCCAGAGCCGUCUCGCUCCUCCAGUACAGACAGGCUGCCAGCUAAGAAGGGCAGCAAAGGAAAACAUUCCGAGGUUCCCCCGAAAGCGCCUGCUACCAGAAAGCAGGCUGUCAUGGAAAGAAGCAGUAAGCUCGAGAAAAAGGUGUCUUCGAAAGAGAAGAGAGUCCCGAAAAGGCACCUUGGCAAAGGCAGACUCCCCCUCCCGAAAGUCAAAGAGAACCCUGCCCAAAGAGCCGCACCCCCGCCCAGCCGGGACGGGCUCACCAAAUCUGCGAAGCCGAAACCCGCGGGGGAGCCCUCUACCAGGUCACAGAAAGCAGCCGACAAGAAGCCUAGCAGUGGGAAAACUCUGACCAGGUCUAUGAAGAAAAUUCAAGAGAGCAGCACGUCCCAGGGCAAGAGAAAGUUAAGGGCAAAAGUUGACUGUUCACACAGCAAGCGAACACGACUGGAUGCAAAAUAACAAAGAAUGGUAGCCAUGUAAAAACUGUUGUAUAGUAGUAACCCUUGAUCAUGCAUUAACUGAAGCUGCUUUUCUAAGCUGUAGCAAGCCUUUCAAAAUCCGCAGUUAAAGGAUUACACCCGGGAUUCUAGGCAUCGGAAGGUGUGUCUCGGACAGAGAGGAGAGCUGUCUGUCUCUGCUGUUGAGGGAAGUUACUGCAAUUUGAACGUUCCUUGGGUUUUAAGCUUGGAACCAGGCAGUUUUAGUUAAAAGUACAGUGCCUUAUUUAUCAUUUUUAAACCAAUAAGUAACAAAGCUAGUCUGUGUGAUUUAAAGGCUUGCAUUUUAUACUUGAUGCACAAGCACUUGUACUGUAGCAGAAAGGAAACCACCUUCAUGCACAUAAAGUAGCUUUCAGCAGCCUUUUGAGGGGCGUUCCCCCUUUGCAUUAAACAUCCGGACUGUGUGUUUGUGAGUGACAUGGGAAGCAAAACCAAAAGCAUUUUUCUUGUAGGCAGAGAAGGAAGGGGUCAUUGGUCAUUACUCCGUUCAUUAGCAGCAGGUGGUGGGCAGGUAACUGUUAAAGAUAUGAAUUGUUGGCCACUUGCGUGUCAUUUCUGGUCUUUAGGGUUAGACAGCUAUUUCUACUCUCCUGCUUCUUAAGCCUUGAGGUAGCGUGGUCUGAUCCAAACCGACGUGGCAAAGGGGUUACUGCUUGGGCUAUUGGCGCUAGUUCUGUAGCAUCUACAGCUGUUUGCAGGCACAGCGGGCUAGGUUCAUCCUUGGGGAUGUCCAGUACGUCAGGGAUGAAUUGGUCCCACUGUGCCUUACUGUUGGGCAGAACGCCCUCUCCAAUCAGCCUUUUGUUCAUAGCACCUGGAUCCAUGUGGAUUUCUGCUUUCUCGGACAGUAGCUUUUCACUAAUAAUCGGGUAUCUUCCUUCCUGUGAAAAGCCAGGGCAGAUUUCCACUCGUUAUUUAGUCAGUCUGUGUGAAAGGGAAAUGUGUAGCCUCCCCACGUUGUCUUCUCCCCCCCCUCCCCCCCCCUGCACAGAACACCUGUAUUUUAAGGCAAAAUUCUUAAUGUCGUCUUUGAAUAAUGCUGAGAUCUAAAGUAUCUGAUUCUUUUUUUAUUAACUUCAAUCUCAUUUUAAAAUAAAGUGAAGCUGUUUUGGUUCCUGCCAGUGUUGUGGUGUGCUGUAGAGUCUAGGAUCGGGUAGUUCUCCUCAUCGUCAGAACAGCCCAGGCAGUUUGUACACCCCGCCUUGAACUGGCUUGCAAACAUAUCCUUGAAGGUCUAAUCAACACAAACCAUGCACUGCUUAAAGGUCAAGCAAUAGUUUCCAAUGGAGAAACACGAAGAGUAACAGUGAUACACACAGGGAAACCUGUUAGAAAUGCACAUAAUCAUAUUCCCAUAGCAGACAUUGGCGGUGGAGCUAAUUGGGGUGGGGGUGGGGAGUUUUAUAUUGAAAUUUUCCACCCGCCCCUUGUGUAAGCAGUUGUAAGAUGAUGGCGUCAGCUCCCGCUCUGUGCCUAAGUUGAAAAGAUCAAGGCCAGCCAUUUUAUUUCAAAAGCUCCACUUCCAGCGGGUACAAAAGAAGGGCUGUUUGCACAAGUUUCUAAGCAAACUUCCUUCCAUUCACUAGGUUCAACACCUGAAAUCUGAUUGUGAAGGUUCUGAAAUCUCCUGACCUUUGGAGAAUAGCUUCCAGCCGCCAUUGUCCUAGGGAGAUCUGAAUAUACAUGCAUAUCUUUGUUAUAAUAGCCAGCUUAAACUAGGCUCUCCCCUCCGAGAGCUUUACUAUCUGCAGAGAGAGAGCAUGCCUUUUGGGGCGUGGCGAGGGCUGCCUUGCAGAGGAAUUGAUUUUCACGGUUAGUGUUAAACCUCAGAUACCAAAGCUCAUUAUUGGAGGCAGAAAGUGGAUAAUUAAUUGUCUUCAAUCUCUUGCUGGAUCCAUUUAGCACAGGGGAGACUCCACAGCACUCUUCCCAGUGCAGUAGUUAGCUCCCCGUGUUUCGGAGAGUGCCGUAUGCUGGGACGGGCGGGCACCCGCCCUGGGGGAGCUUCAGCCAGAGCCCAGGGCCGGGGGACUUGGAAAUCACUGAUUUGUAAAGAGCUGUUAUUUUUUUAAUCAUGCUGAAUAAAGUAAAUGCUGGACAGUUAUUUUGUGGUUGCCAGGCCUGCCAGCCCUGUACAGGUUAAUAUGAAGUUCUCUAUUACUUUAAUUUGACUGUGCAUUAAAUAUGGCCGGCAUUCCGACAGAACAGAUCUAAAGGCAUUUAAGGAGAGGAACAGGAAAAGCUGUAUCUUUUUUUUUUAAUUCUGAUCUAGAAUAUUCUUGUUUCCUGUAGCCUGGGCUGCUUUCGUAAAGAAAUAGUGAGUGUGUGUGCGUGUGUGUGCGCACGUGUGCGAGGACCUUUUGAUGUCUCUGAAUGGUGCCGCUAUCCCAACUUCAUGCCAAUAAAACCUUGACCCCACCCCCCCAUCAUUUUUCUUGUGUAUGCCAGCGUGGAAAGGAAAGCUGUUGGGUUUCGGGGAGGGGGGGGGGUUAGAAUUUCAAAGCUUUCUCCUAGAACUGUUUGUCCUUCCCAACCUGCAAGGAACCAGGGGCUAUUUUAACGUCCAGCUUCAGGCUGGGGAAUGACGGAAUACCCAGGAGCUGAACUCGCACGUCUGGGCAGCAGUGCUGCCGAUUGCCUGUUGGGUCUCCAAGGCUAGUGCACACGACAGGUGGGCUCUAGGGCCUGGCUCUAGCACUGACGGUUCCUGCAGUAGCUCGUCGCUGGGUCAGGUCAGCGCCCUGUCUGCCGAGCCUUUGGUGCUAGCAUCCCUUUCUCUGGACGAAGGACACAUUUGCACAGCAGACUCUUGGGGGCGCUGCUUGACGUCACCCAGGGGCUGGCCACGUUCCUCGUGGCACGUCUGGAUUAGAGUCUGACUGGGGUGAGAGAAUGGCCAGUGUGCCCAUCCUGGGAAUGGGGCAGCCAUGCCCACCUGCCAGUGGUGCCCAGCUAGGACACAGUCACUGGAAACAGGGGAGACUCUCUUCCCAGGAGGCUACAUUAAGAAAAGAAAAGAAAAUCUUCCUGUCUCCCCUGCAGGCCCCCACCUGUGUCCUUUCACUUCCCCCUCUCAUGAGGGGGGUGGGGGGGUAGGUUUGUGUGUGUGUGUUCACUGCUGAGAGGUCAGAGCACGAAGCCCUGCCAGAGAACACAGUACUCAGCCGUGCAUCGCCGGGCAGGGCGCAUUGCUGCGGUGGGCAGCCGGGUCAGACACACAGCUCAGCGCAGGCUAGGAGUACGGGGGUUUGGCAUGUGUGUCCAAUCAGCUCCUAGAGCUCGAGCCUGUGUCGGAAGGCGUUACAGGAAAUGUUGGUGUCCCCCAGUAGCUGUGAAGUGCUCAAAGGAGAGGCCCGAUCCAGCGCCCAGGGAUGGCAGGGGAAAGACACCCAGUGCUUUUCAUGGGAGCUGGGUGGAGCAGGAGUUGUACAUAUGGUUUUGAAUGCGGGAGUGUCUGGCUCUAGCCUAGAGAGACAGUGUAGGGGAAGGGAGGGGAGGGCUAGUGGACGGGGUGGGUGGGUGAGUGAGUGAGUACACACCUUUGUGUCUGUAGAAAUCAGGGGAGAGGAUGCAAAAGGAAUUUCAGGUCUUUCCGCUGCAAAGCAAACCCUAUUUAUUUAUUUAUUGAUGUGUGCGUGAGCCUGGGUCAAAGCUCUGCGGAUAGUCAGUGAGACGUGGACCCGGGCAGGCUGCUGUGCCGUGAGCGUUGCCCUGGGCGGCUGGCGGGGCCCAGGACUGGUCCACGCCUUCGGGGAAGGGCCCGUAUUGAUGUCACCUUCCUGGUGCCUUUCCUAUGGAAGCUCCCGUCCCCGGGCCAGUCAGGGCCCGCAGCUGGCUUUCUCGCUGCUUUAACCCUACACACGCUGCCCUCGUUUGAGGGGCAUGGGGACGACGUUACCAUUUGCCGCAGCCGCCCCACGCUGGUUCAUUUGGAAGCUUUCGCUCGUUUGGGUAACCUCAGUGCUGACUGUGUGUGUGAGAAUAUAAACCCUCCCACUCAGAGCAAGAGCUGCUGUCCCGUCCCCCCGUCCCCCUCAACAGCUAGUGUUCGCCCCCAGCCCCUGCUCGCUCUCUCCCAGCACAUGUGCAGCGCGAGCUCCCGCUCUGGCUCUCUCUGGUGCCGUGUGACUGGAGCAGCCCCUUCGCCCUCUCCGCUCUCACCCAGCUCAAAGGGCAGGAGCUGGUUUGCUGACUCAGCACACCUCCUAAGCUGUCCCUCUUGGCCCUGGCCGGGGACGCUGGAGGGGCUAGCCCCACGGACACAGCUGGGCAUUGAAACUCAAGGUGUCUGCGGAGCGGGUGCCUGGAGCAGCCCCAGUCUUGUGGAAGGGAAGGCCAGCGAAACCCUGGGCGUUCUCUGCCAACACACCCAGGGCCUGAUGACUGGGAUGGGUUACGGGGGGGGAACCGGGCCUGCAGGAAGAGGCCAUAACAGGGCUACAGGCCACCCAACGCUGUGGACCCUUCAAUCAUGGCCUACCUGCCAAAUGCAAGCAGUUAGCCUUUGGGCGAGACAGCAGCAUCCCCUUGCUGGUCCCUGAGCUGCAGACAGGCCUCUUAACCGGCACGGGCGCUGUCCACAUGGGCUGUGUGGGCUCUUGGGGCAUGGACACCCGCAAGGCCUUCUCUGUCCCAUUGCCAUGGACUCCAGCUACGGCUCAGUGCUCUGGGGAGAGACGCUCCCCAUCCACCUCUCCUGCGUCACUACAUUACACCUGUAGCCGCCACCGCUUCCAAAGUGCAGGGUGGAGCUCGGCGGGCACCGGGCUCUGGCUUUCCUUGCUGAUUCUGGGGAAGGGACGAAUUAGAAGCUGCAGGGUCUGUUUUAUCCUGUGGGGCAGAGCUGUGUGGGCAGCCAGACCUCCGGUGUUAGACCCCUCCUUCCCGCCCCCCGUCAGCCAUCUUUGCAUCACACUGUUCCUCAUCUGCCCUCGGCUGUGGGCUGGAGAUCCGACGUGCACCCAGGUGAUACUGUACAAACCUGUCUGGUAAUUAUGUACAGAUGCUACUCCUGUGCGCAGCCUGACUGCACAUGGGUGGGCUGGCAGUGAGCCUUCUGGGGCCACCAGCUCCAAAUUCCUGCAGCAUUCACAGAAUGAAGACACCAGGAGGCUGGAGCGGAUGGUAGUUGAUGGAUGAUGAUAAGCAGUGUGUUUUACUGCCUUCGUUCCAGGCCUGGCCUGCGGCUCUGCGCUCUCGUCUCGCAUCUGCUGUAACGCCACUCUCGGCCUGCUCUCCCGUCUUCCCCAAACCCACCGUCCGGCCUGGGCAGAGGGACAUGUCACCCCCAUCUUCAAACACCUGACUCUCCUGAGGUCGGGAUCCAUCCUUCCAUUGCCAUCCUGGGGUUCACCAACAAACACCCCAGACCUUCUCCUGGACCUUUCCUGUCAGUCUAGCCCAGGCCUCCCUCACUUUCCAGCUCCCUUCAGCUAACUAAAUACUUCUCUGCAACCCCAUCCAGCUGCAACAGCCUCCCGGGAUGUUUCCACCACAUCGACUGGCCAGUUUUGGUCAAAUCUCUUCUCGGGCUAGCCCUCCCAUGGUUCUCCCUUUCCAAUGGGGUUCAGUUCCUUCACCCUGCAGCGUCUUUAGUCCCACUGCAUCUGUAACGUAGCGUCUCGCAGGUAACUCUGUGAGUGGCUCGGUUUGCGGCGUGUGCGCCGUGUGUGACAUGCACUGGGCUGAAUUCAAGUGAGAUUUGUCCUGUAUGUUUACAUCAGACCCGAAAGCGCAGCCGAAGCUCGGAACUGCUCCCAAGAGCGGCUCCAAGCUGGGUGACGGUCCCUGGCAGGGAGUUUCUCUCCUGGCGGGGGUGAACGCCCCUCCCCCCCACCCUCGUACCCACCACUCUAAGGUAGAGAGCGGUGUUGCUCUGUUCGACACCUCCCCCCAAGCUGCGGCGGUAGCACGGAUUUACCAGGAAGUUUGGGGGCCAGUCGUGUGUUAACUGUUAGGAACAAACUUUCCCAACCACUGUUUUGUCCUGGAAACCCCCAGCGGGAAAAUCUUUUCCUGCUGUUCCCUGGCUGUUAAACGUUCACUGGGAUGGAGAUUGUCUUCGGCCCCCAAGUAGCUUUGCACCCGUGGCAGGUGAACAAGGCCACAGACCUGCCCAAAUUUCAGCUCUUUGUCCCAGUAGAUUGAACGACUGGGAUUACUGUCCGUUCUGAGCGCUUGCCUCGGACAAGCUGAGAGCUCUGUCGCCACCACUAGGCGGAGCUGUGGGGAAUUAAAACAAUCGGAAAAGGACGGGACCUCAUUUGUGCUGAGCUGUUUUUAUCCCUGGUAGUGCAAGGGCCGUUCCCCGCCCCCAGUGACGCGUCACGCGCUCCCCUAACGGAGCCAGUCCCACAUGGGGCCAGGUCAUGAAAACCGAGGCAGAGAAUGGGUCACUGCCCCAUUGAGUUACAUCCCCUCCCAGUCUGAACGUGCCAGCCCGACUUACUGAUUGCGUCGGCGUGUGUACACGCUCACACCUGCCUGUCCAAAAUGGGCUGGAUCCAGCUGCCUUCGAUGCCAGCGUGUCCGCACACCGCACCCCCGAACGCAGGCGUCUGCACACCCGAAUGCAGGUGUCCGCACACCCGAACGCAGGCGUCCGCACACCCGCACACAGGCGUCCACACACCACACUCCCGAACGCAGGCGUCCACACACCCGCACGCAGGCGUCCAUACACCGCACCCCUUAACGCAGGCGUCUGCACACAGUACACCCGAACACAGGUGUCCGCACACCGCACCCCCGAACACAGGCAUCCGCACACCUGAACACAGGUGUCUGCACACAGUACACCCGAACACAGGUGUCUGCACACCCAAACGCAGGUGUCCACACACAGCACACUGGAACACAGGUGUCCGCACACCGCACCCCCGAACGCAGCCGUCUGCACACCGCACACCCGAACACAGGCAUCCGCACACAGCACCCCUGAAUGCAGGUAUCCACACACAGCACACCGGAACACAGGUGUCUGCACACCCAAACGCAGGUGUCCGCACACCGCACCCCCAAACACAGGCGUCCACACACCGCACCCCCGAACACAGGCGUCAGCACACCCAAACGCAGGUAUCUGCACACCGCACCCCCGAACGCAGGCGUCCGCACACCGCACCCCUGAACGCAGGCGUCCGCACACCCAAACACAGGUGUCUGCACACCGCACCCCUGAACACAGGCGUCCGCACACCCGAACGCAGGUGUCCGCGCACCUGAAGGCGGGUGACCGCACACCCGAGCACAGGCAGGGCCUCCCGGAGGCUGAACGUGCGGGUCUGUAGAAAGUCCUGGGUUUGUGCAGCUCGGAGCUCUGCAAACCAGGGACGGUUAGCUGGGCCCCGCCCCUUUGCUCAUCAUGGUGUCCCUGUGCUGCUCGUAGGCUUCCCUUUGCUGAGCCUUUAGCAUGGGGUUGUGCCAUGAGUCACCUGGGCUAAGGUGUUCUCAGGAGCCGUAAUCUGCAUUGUGAUCAUUCCUUGGCUUGGAAGAACUCAUGGUCUCCCCCUCCUCGCCAUAUUGGGCUUACCCUCAUCAAGAGCACGUCCGUCGCCUUCCCUUUAGGAUGGGGGGCAGGCAGGGUGUUGGGUGUCUCUCUGGACACGUUGGCAGCUUCCAGGCCUGGCAUUCCGAAAACUUGAGUGGCAAGGUUUUGAUGGCCUCUGUUGACCUUUCAGCACAUGUGGUCCCUCUAGUUGUGGUUGGUUUUUAAGUGUCUGUGUGUAAGAGUACCUCUCGCUGUAUGAAUGACGGUGCUGGGGAAGGGAGCCAGGGCCUAGCCGUUGAAAUGCGGCAUUUCCUCCCACUUGGCGGUCACAAAAACUAGGCUUGUAAAUAGUUUUUCUAUUUAUUUUGUGUACUUUCUGCAGCUCCGUGUGCCGAGUGCCGGUGGGUGGCCGCGUUGGGCCAUUGCCUCACAUUGGACACAGAUCAAGGCAAGCACCAGUCCAGUGUCCUGUUCUGGUGGGAUGAUUUUUUUUAAUGACGCAACAUUAAAAAGUCGAAGCAUUAAAUAUUUUUCUUCAUCUCAUCUUCUUAAAGCUGGUCGUAGCCGGUCGGCAGGACCUGGUUGCCUCGCGUGGCCGGCUGGGCUCUGCACUCUGUUGGCCCUGGCACCAUAAGCAAUAAGAUUCGUAGGAAUAAGUUCAAAGUCAGUAAAACCAUGGACUGUGGAGGGGGUGGGGAAUCUCGCUGCAGAUUGGUUUGCCUUUGCACGGGGACCUGGUAGCUUAGAACUACCCUUUAUGGUUCUGUGUGCUCUCGGGUCUCCUUAUGACAGGAAAUCACGGACCUGAUGGCAGGGCUGGACCCGACACCGGCUGGGGGAGUCUGGGGAGGAAAGAUGUCAACGGGCUUGUAUUCCAGUGGGCAUCUGACUGGGGCAAAACCCCUGAUUAUUUUAGGAAUCCCCUGAAAUGGCCAGGAUGGACCAAGCUACUUAUUAGCCUGUUGCAACUUAGGACCUUUUAACUAAUGUCCCGAUCUUGUGUCUGCUCUUCUGGUUGUGGAAAACGUAAUUCCACAGGCACAGAGGAGGGGACCUACCCGCCGCGUUCUUGUGUUGUGCAGAUGUUCUUAAGGCAUUUAGCCAGACUUCCUCGUGACCUACCCAGACGGCUCCCAAACGCUCCCUGGCUCUUUGCUAAUGGCUUUCUAGGAUUUGGUUCUAGGGUUUUUGUAUUUAUAAAUGUGUUUAGAAUUUUUUUCACUCUUUUUGUUCUUGAUGUAUGUCUUGGUUCUAGCCCUCAGGCAGAGGAAACCUAGCCCCCAAGCUGUCUACACUGGAGCAUAUGAGUUAGGUUGGAUCGUCUCGUGCUUCUAGUCAUUUAACUUAUGAAAGCUCCCAAGCUUUUGUUUCCUGGUCACAUAGGACUCUCCCCUGCCCCCUGCAAACUUCCUCCUUUGGGACAUUGUAGAAACCAGUAAUUUUCGCUUUUAAAGUGUUUGUCAACUUUGAAAUGGUAGUUCCUUUUUAAUAACAAAAAUGUUUUUCUGCAUCUACAUCUGCUGCCCUUGUAGAACUUUGUAGUUUCCUCAUGACCCUGAUAUGAGAAGCCCAGGACCAUACAAGUCCCCUGCCACCCCGUCUGGUACUGUAUGUAUGAGCCUAACCAAUGUGAACUUUAGAAAAGAGCUAUGAGGACUGUAGGCUGGUGACCGUAGAGGUUUGAGGAUCUGGCUUGGAUCUGCAUUUCCGUUCUGUUCUGGGUAUUAGGAAAUACUUCAGUGAGACUGGAGAAAAUGAAAUGUCUGCUGUGAAUUGCGGGUCGGAGUGUUGAACAAGGUUUUCAUUCGCUCAUGUUUACAUACCUCACCUGAAGGACCUUGGAAAGUGUAUAUAACAAAAUACAAUUCUAUUGAGUUGCUUUAAAACAAUACGUGUAACUGUAAGAGUUGGAGUGAGCUGAACUGUCUCAAGUCUCUGAAUAGUGACGUGAACUCUGUGCUCCUGUGUUUUAUUUCCUGUUAGACUCUGGGAGAAGUUGUGUUCUUGUUACUGGUUAAACUCCUUCAGGAUUCCCACCACCUUGUUUUCUUUUAUUCCUUAGACGUUGUUGAUAACGACCCAACGAGCUUUCUAAAGGUCCUGAUUUUAUUGCAGCUUAUUAAACUUCCCUUUGAUAUCGAA